Prorocentrum cordatum is the source of this 480-nucleotide messenger RNA. The record is from the annotation of a GenBank genome assembly. Lineage: Eukaryota; Dinophyceae; Prorocentrales; Prorocentraceae.
CCGCCCGGAUACGGCCAGCAGCUGCGGCGCCCCCAGCGGGCGCAGCGCGGCGGCGGCCUCGACGCGCGCGCCGUCGGCGGCGCGCUCGGCCCCCGCGGGCUCGUCGCGCGGGGUCUCGCCGCCGGGAGGCGCGCUGCCGACGCCGGGGCGCGGGCCACGAGCGGACGCCGGGCACGCGCGGAGCCACAGCGGCCCGUGGUUUGCAGCGCCCGACCCCUGGGGCCAGCUGGGCGCUGGCGUCAGUUCGCCGCCUGCGUGCAGGAGCAGGAGCCAGCUGGCCGCGGGCUUGAACUCGCGGGAUGCUGGCCAGGGCCGCGCCUGGGGCAGCCCAGACUGCCGCGCUUUCGCCGCCUCGGCCGCGGAGUCGCUGGGCAGGCCGGUGCGGCUGUGGAGGGGCCCCGCCGCGGCGGCGUCUUCGGGCAGCGCGGGGCGGAGCACAGGGGAGCUUUGGCGCUCGAGCUCGUGGGGCAGCACGGCGCG